UAUUUACAUUGGAUUUUAAAAAUAGAUUUUUUUUGAAAUUGUGAUGAUUAUGCUAGUCGUUUGCUGAUGAAUGUAUUUAAAAAUUGUUAAUUUUUUCCAACAUCCAUUCAAAUGACCUUCCUCACCUCUAACUGAUAGUAGCGCGGCCUUGAAUUAAGUAACAACAUUGUACAUAAAACUUUAAUUUGAUUAUAAUCAGUCCAAAACGCCUAGUUUAUUGAAAAUAAUAUAAAAAUAUGGGUGAUAAGGAAAACAAAACCAUUCCUAACUAUGUGAAAUUCGCUUUUGGAGGAAGUGCAGGUAUGCUGGCAACAUGCUUCGUUCAGCCUCUCGAUCUGAUAAAAAACCGCAUGCAACUUGCUGGUCAAGGAGGAGCAAAAGAGCGCACGACCACAUUAACAGUGUUGAAAUCCAUCGUCAAGAAUGAGGGUGUUUUCACUUUGUACAACGGCCUGUCGGCCGGACUCAUGAGGCAAGCCACCUACACCACCACGAGGCUGGGUAUCUACACUUGGUUGUUUGAGAAUUUUUCCAAAGACGGCGUACCUCCUGGGUUCGCUACUAAAGCGGCGCUCGGCAUGGCGGCUGGAGUUUGUGGAGCUUUUGUUGGUACUCCCGCAGAAGUAGCUUUAAUUAGAAUGACAGCCGAUGGUAGACUCCCACUCAAUGAAAGAAGAAACUAUAAAAGUGUAUUCGAUGCAUUGUUAAGAAUCUACAGAGAAGAAGGACUCCUAACUUUAUGGCGAGGAGCCAUACCAACCAUGGGCAGAGCCAUGGUAGUCAACGCCGCUCAACUUGCUAGCUAUUCACAAGCCAAACAGUCGUUGGUGAAAACAGGGUAUUUCCAUGAAGGGAUUUUCCUUCAUUUCUUGGCCUCAAUGAUUUCGGGCCUUGUUACUACUACUGCCAGUAUGCCAGUGGAUAUUGCCAAAACUAGAAUCCAAAAUAUGAAGACCAUCGACGGUAAACCGGAAUUCAAAGGUCCCCUGGACGUCCUGGGUAAAAUCCUGAAAAACGAAGGGGUAUUCGCUUUAUGGAAGGGCUUCUUCCCUUACUACUUCCGUUUGGGACCGCACACUGUCUUGACGUUUAUUUUCUUGGAACAAAUGAACGGCAGCUACACUAAGCAUAUUUUAAAGCAAGAACCUAAAGCAACUUUAUAAGAAAAGGCAACAUUAUAAUUCAGGUGCAAAAUAUAAUGAUGUGGAUCUAAAUAGGAAUUUUAGAACUCAAAAUAAAGAUAAUUGCAGUUUAUUGAAAUAAUUUAUACAAAUUUGGGUUAGUAUAUACUUAGUUAUAAAAGAAGUUAUAUUUUUCCACUUUACAAUAUACAACAUUACAAGCUUCCACAUGUUUUAAAGAAUUUUCCAAAACUGGGGUCAAAUUUAAAAUCACAAAGUUAGUCUUUUCAUCUUGUUAGAAAGCUAAACAAUAAAGUUAAGGCAUUUAGUUAGUUUAGCACAGAAAAAGUGUAUUUCGAUGUGAAAUUUUUGUACCAAUAAGGAAGUUAUUGAACAUGUUUAUUUUUUUAUAAACUUGAUUGAAAUGAUCACAGUUUUUGAAAAAUCUUACUCAUAUUUUAUGUUGGUCAUCCAUAGUUAUUAUAAGUAGGUAUUUUAGGCAAGAACCAAAACCAAUUAUAUAUUAUACAAUAGUUAGUAACAGACAUUUAUUGUUAUAUUUUAUUAUAUUAUGUAUAUCUAAUUAUUAUUGUUAUGAUGCUGUGAUUUUUCUGCUAAUUUACAAAUUUUAUCAUCUAUUUUUGUUUGUUUCUUUCUAUAAUAAAUUAUUUUUUCUGUUGCAUAUUA
This is a messenger RNA of Ceutorhynchus assimilis (cabbage seed weevil), 1808 nucleotides long. Lineage: Eukaryota; Metazoa; Arthropoda; Insecta; Coleoptera; Curculionidae. The record is from the annotation of a GenBank genome assembly.